AUGGCAGAGCCGCGGGUGAUUCCAGGCUUUUACUACGAUGUCGAGAAAGGAAAAUACUUCAAGAUCACGAAAACCCAUUCUGCGCCACCGUCUCAAGCAAAAUACACUCUUCAGAAUGUAAGGAAGGAGCAGAAAAAGUCUACCGCUGAAAAGCAGGCAAGGAAGCAACAAGAAAAGAGAGAAGCAGAGACCAUUGUGCGACCACACAGCCGCAACAGAUGGGGGCUACAGAUGGCUAGUCUAGACAGGGAGAUUGGGGGGCGACGGAAAACGUAUUACACGCAUGGAAUCUGGCCGGAUGCUUGUGUGGCGGGAAUGGAGAAGAUGAAGACGGUGUGUACUGACCUGUGUAUUGCAUACAAUGACCCGGACAUCGACGGACCUUACGUGAACCAGCAAUUCACUCCGAAAAACUGCUCGACGAUAUGGGGUGCGGCCGCUCCAACAGUCCCAUUCGCACCGAACAGUAUACCACAAUCAGGCACAGAAAGCCUGGCUGUAGCCGCAUCUUCCUCUCUACUACUGUUUGAGCGUUCACCUACCGGCGAAUGGAACUCAUCGACCGCUUUACAAAGAGACACCGACAUAUUAGCACUUGACUGGCUAUCUCCGACUACUAUCAUUCUUGGUGAGCGAAGCGGCAAGAUAUUGCUCUACGACACUCGCUCAAAGGGACACUCACAUAUUCUGACGAACCCGUUUCCCAUUUCAAAACUGAAACGCGCAGACGACCCCACACGACUAAUUUGCGCUGGUGUGCAGGAUAGCCUGUUCUUGUAUGAUAUUCGCUCGCGAGAUACAUUUUCACAGCAUGCGCAAGGGCACUACAGUGAUAAGUUCUUCAAUGAUCAGUAUCCUGGUUUCCACCGUCGCCAGAAGCGGAAGAAGAUGAAACAUACCGCUGCUGCCAACUGGUCGCAGCCUAUCGUGAGCUUCCAGUAUGCCAACCCAGAUGAUCUCUACCUAGAUAUCGCCGUACAGCCUGACCUCGGGCUUAUCGCAGCUGCACAAGACGUCAACUCAUCGGCAGCUAUCAAGAUCUAUAAUAUGUGGACGGGCAAGUUGUUGAAGGAGAUCCCGCAGCAAAGUCCUGUCAAAGUACAUAUAAGGUGUCUUCGAUUCAUGCAAGAUAGCAAUGAUGAUCCGGAGCUGUGGUCGAGUUGGGGCGGCUCGGUUGUCAAGAUGAGCCUUGGUUGA
Didymosphaeria variabile is the source of this 1197-nucleotide messenger RNA. RefSeq lists its product as uncharacterized. Gene Ontology annotation, cellular component: Cul4-RING E3 ubiquitin ligase complex. The coding region runs from base 1 to 1197 and encodes 398 amino acids. Gene Ontology annotation, molecular function: protein binding. The transcript is spliced from 3 exons. Lineage: Eukaryota; Fungi; Ascomycota; Dothideomycetes; Pleosporales; Didymosphaeriaceae. The record is from RefSeq and is a predicted model, not a curated record.